This is a messenger RNA of Lasiodiplodia theobromae, 1575 nucleotides long. RefSeq names its product Gpi transamidase component. The record is from RefSeq and is a predicted model, not a curated record. Lineage: Eukaryota; Fungi; Ascomycota; Dothideomycetes; Botryosphaeriales; Botryosphaeriaceae. The transcript has a single exon. Bases 1 to 1575 code for a protein of 524 amino acids.
AUGGGCCCGAAGAAACUUUCCGCCAUCUGCAUCGUGUCCGUCGCAGUACCAGCAGCUUCCGCCCUCGCCCUCGCCGUGGACACGGGCCUGCUCCGCCGGGCGGACGCGGCCGUUUGCGGCGGCGAUUCUGCGCUUUCACAGUGCGGCAGCAAUUUCCCCAGCUCCUUCUGCUGCCCCUCGAGCACUACAUGCACCGCUCUGAACGACGACAGCGGCGCUGGCGGCGAGGCGACGUCCGUAAUAUGCUGCCCCGAGGGCCAAGACUGCAAGUUCAUCAGACCCAUCACUUGCGACAUCAACCAACAGAAUGCCACUCUGCACCCUUCGAACGCCAUCCACACGACCAACCUCACGGCCACGCUGGAGACGUGUGGCUCGGAAUGUUGCCCCCUGGGAUACAAGUGCCAGAGCGGUCUCUGCGCCAUGAUCUCGGCCAAUGACACCAGCGGAUCGUCGACCACAUCCGCUGCGCCUUCGUCCACUUCCAUUUCGACUCCGACCGGUGGAUCCGUCACGUCUGGCUUGGGCCCGGCAGAAACAUCCGCGUCGGCUACCCCGUUGAGCGAAAAGCACGGGGGAGGUUCUAACAAGGGCGCCAUCGCCGGUGGGGUCAUCGGCGGCAUCGCGCUCGGCAUCCUGCUUACUGCCCUGGGAAUCUGGCUUUGGAGGAGGCGCCAGGCAGCGGAAAAGAAUCCUCGCUACAGCGGCGACUUCGGACCCGUCUCCCGCACCGUUAGUGACCCGAUCUACAACCCUGCCCUCGGCGCUCGUACCGAGUUCCUGCGCCGUGACGCCGCUAGCCCGCCGGGCAACGCGAGCAUCGAUCACACUCUUCUCGGGUCACCCUUCUCCCCGAUGAAGGAGAUCAACAAGGCCGGCGGGCUCGGCCGUAACGGCACAAUGACCACCACGAACACGUCGCACUCCUCGGGAAGCGCAACGCCCCUCAACCCGUAUGGCUAUGCUCGUCCGAACAUCCCCAAGCGCAGCCCAAGCAAGCCGUACGGCAACCUCACGGCCGGCCCCGGCGGCGGCAUGGCUGCAACGUCCCCAAAGUCCCCUCGGAUACGCGGCCUCUUCUCGCGACCAUCAAAGUCCAACCUGAGCGAGUAUCCGGCGCCGCCUGCGCUACCAAUGGCAUCGGGCUCGGUCAGCCCUAGUGUGUACACGCCGACUCCAGCACCUCGCGGCCCGCAACGGCAACGGAGCAGCUCCACGCGCAGCCCGUCAGGGGGUCGCCAACCCAUGGGCCCGACACGCAACUUCAGCCUCGGGCCGCGUCGCUCGCAAAGCCUGUCGGCCCGCGGUGAUAUGAACCGCGAGCGUCCGCGGACAGGCUCCACGGAGACGAUCGAUGUGCUUAUGACUGGCUCGAAUCAACCGAGCGGCAUGGGCUUCCUGGCGCCACCGCCCGGCAUUCGCGUGCCUGGUGAGCGGCCUCUGACAAGCGAAACGACAUUCACGCGGCUGAUGGAAAAUGCCGGUUAUGGACGAGAGAGCCGCGACCAAAUCAAAGGAUGGGGCAACAUGGGAGUGGCCGGUCACGCUGCAGAUUCCCCACGUAAUAGGAUAUAG